UGUCUACACAGGGGAGCCAAUGUCCCUUAACCAACCGUGUCCUGGACAUGAAGAAGUGGGCCAACGAACUUCAAGAGAUUUUGACACACGGUUGUGUCAAGCCAGCCGGGUGUACCUACCCAGGAACUUGCUGUAUCGCAGCUGAUGCUGCCAUCGAGCAGACGAUCAUGCAAAUUACAGACAUGUUGAAGAGUUUGUACGACACGUUCCACAAGAAAUGUAUCAGCUGCUACACACAGGAACCCCCUGGGUCAUGGUCAGCCUGGAGUGAAUGGGGUAAUUGUGACGCCACAUGUGGUCGUGGCACCAGGUCAAGGUCUCGAAGAUGCUCAUCGGGCCAAGGUUGUACUGGGAUGUCUGUAGAUACAGAAUCGUGUGCGGGACUGCCAGAUUGCUGUGUGGAGGGAAGCUGGUCAAGUUGGGACAAUUGGGCCCCUUGUUCCGUGACUUGUGGGCGUGGCCAGACUACCAGAACGAGGCGAUGUAGCAGAUCUGCAACUAAUGGCUGUGUGAAGCCGUGUGUAGGGGCAAGUGAUGACAUUAGAGUUUGUGAAGCAGCCGCGUCAUGUUGUGUGGAUGGAAACUGGGGAACUUGGUCCAGGUGGUCAGCAUGUUCUUCCAGUUGUGGAGAUGGCAGAAGAACCAGGACUCGAACCUGCAGCAACCCGCCACCCUCCAGCUGUGGGCGAGCAUGCCCAGGGGACAUGCAGCAGACAGAACCAUGUUCAGAUUCUAGCUUAUCAGUUAAUGGGAACUGGGGCAGCUGGCUGUCCUGGUCGGCAUGCUCAGCCACCUGUGGUUCAGGCUACAGAAGUCGAAGGAGGGCUUGUGAUAAUCCAAGCCCAGGCCCAUGUGGUCGGCCAUGUGUGGGCAGUGACGCCCAGACUGAUGCUUGCGAAUCCGGACAAAGCUGCUUGGAUGGAAACUGGGCCCCUUGGGAGAGCUGGGGCUCUUGCUCCGUGACUUGUGGGCGGGGCCAGACAACCAGAAGGAGGCGUUGCAGCAGGCCUGCACCAAACUACUGUGGCAAGCAAUGCGUCGGCGACAGGGAGGAAGUUAGAACUUGUGAAGCGGGUAAUGAAUGUUGUGUGGAUGGAAACUGGGCAAUGUGGUCGAGAUGGUCUGCGUGUUCGUCCACAUGUGGAGAUGGCAGAAGAACCAGGACUCGAACUUGCAGCAAUCCACCACGAUCCAGUUGUGGUCAAGGGUGCCAAGGAGACUUGCAGCAGGUGGAAUCAUGUUCUGAUUCUGUGAAUGGGAACUGGGGCAGCUGGCUCUCCUGGUCGGCCUGCUCGGCCACGUGUGGUCCAGGUUACAGAAGUCGAAGGAGAGCUUGUGAUAAUCCCAGCCCCGGCCCGUGUGGUCGGCCGUGUGUGGGCAGUGACUCCCAGACAGAUACUUGCGACUCCGGACAGAGUUGCUGUGUCGAUGGGAACUGGAGCAUGUGGCAGGCUUGGUCUGCAUGCUCUGCGACCUGUGACAUUGGCACCAGGCAGAGAUACAGGUCAUGCAAUAACCCGUCACCCAAUUACUGUGGAGCAAAAUGCAGAGGGGAGGAGCUAGAGAUGACAGCUUGUGUGACAGGCGUUCCUUGCAAGAAAUGUGAAGUGAAAGAUUGGACAAGCUGGGGGUCCUGGAGUGGAUGCAGUGCAACUUGUGGCUAUGCAGCCCGGAGCCGGUCAAGGUCAUGUGCUGUUAUACAGCCUGGGACUGACUGUGGCUCUGAAUGUCCCGGCAGAAACCAGGAAGAGAUGCAGUGCGUCGGGUUGUCUGAGUGCUCUGUUGAUGGCAAUUGGGGCUCUUGGCAGUCCUGGUCCCAGUGCUCUGUGACAUGUGGCCGAGGUAUCAUGGAGAGGCGAAGACGCUGCGACAGCCCACCACCUGAUGCAAACGGUCAGCCUUGCCCAGGACGUGACUAUGAACGAAAAUCUUGUGAAAAUACACCAUGCCUUAUCUGUGUUGAUGGGAACUGGGGCUCAUGGCAGACAUGGAGCUCAUGUUCUGUGACAUGUGACAAGGGAACAAGAGAGAGGAGGAGGUCAUGUGACAAUCCAUCGCCCAAUGAAUGUGGCCGGAAAUGUUUAGGCAGAGAAAGUGAAACCAUUGAUUGUGAUACAGGGACUGAUUUUGAUGGGAACUGGGGCUCAUGGCAGCCUUGGAGUCCAUGUUCUGUGUCAUGUGGCAGUGGAACAAGAGAAAGGAGGAGGUCCUGUGACAGUCCAUCAGCUAAUGAAUGUGGCCGGAAAUGUUUAGGCAGAGAAUUUGAAACCAAUACUUGUGUUACAGGAAUAGAUUGCUGUGUUAAUGGGAACUGGGGACCGUGGCAGUCUUGGAGUUCCUGUUCUGUAACAUGUGACCAGGGAACAAUAGAGAGACGAAGAUCAUGUGACAAUCCAUCACCCAAUGAAUGUGGCCAGACUUGUUUUGGCAGAGAAUUUGAAACCAAUGUUUGUGGAACAGGGACAGAAUGUCCUGAAAAAUGUGUUGAUGGGAACUGGGGCUCAUGGCAGCCUUGGAGUCCAUGUUCUGUGUCAUGUGGCAGUGGAACAAGGGAGAGGAGGAGGUCCUGUGACAGUCCAUCACCCAGUGAAUGUGGCAAGACUUGUUUUGGCCGAGAAUUUGAAAUCAAUACUUGUGAAACAGGAAGAGAGUGCACUGAAGAAUGCAUAAAUGGAAAUUGGGGCUCUUGGAGUUCAUGGUCUGCAUGCCCUGUAUCCUGUGGUGACGCAGUGAUAGAGAGGAGAAGACUCUGCAACAACCCACCCCCAAAUGUGUGUGGACAGACUUGUGUUGGUCCAAUGGAGGACAGCAAAUUACAGCGCUGUGGUCCACCAGAAAUUGUCGGACAGUGGUCUCAAUGGAGCAGCUGGUCGGAAUGCAGUGUUUCCUGUGGUAUAGGGUCUAGACUUCGCUCUAGAUCCUGCAGCAAUCCACCACCUGCCUUGUGUGGGUCCUCCUGCCCAGGGCAGACAGAUGAACGAGUCACAUGCAGUGGGACUGAAGUAAAAGAAUGGACAAACUGGGGACCCUGGAGUGGCUGCAGUGCAACUUGUGGUUACGCCACCCGGAGUCGAUCAAGAGCUUGUGCGGUUGUCCAGGCUGGGAAUGAUUGUGGUUCUGGCUGUGCAGGGAGCACCCAAGAAGAUGUGCAGUGUGUGGGGUUAGCUGGAUGUUCAAUAUGGGGCCAGUGGUCAGCAUGCUCGGCCACCUGUCGUGGUCAAGGUCAGAGAGAAAGGAUUGUUUCCACUUCGUCCGGUGAUAUCGGCACAGGGGAUGUGACUGUGGAAUCAAAUGCCACCAGGAAGGAAGUACAGUUGUGUGAGGUGCAGGAACCUGAGUGUCCGUGUAG
Messenger RNA from Candidula unifasciata, 3349 nucleotides. NCBI's taxonomy places the organism in Eukaryota, Metazoa, Mollusca, Gastropoda, Stylommatophora, Geomitridae. The record is from the annotation of a GenBank genome assembly.